CAGAGCACAAGAUGAACUUCACUAGCUAGCUAGUUUAGUUUCGUCCAGGGUGCGCCUCUGUUUCUUUAGUUUAAAAAAAAAAAAACAACAACAAAUAAAAUAAAGUACUAGAAUGGCAACGUUUCAGCCCUGGUAUCAUGGCAACAUUACCCGCUCCAGAGCUGAAGACCUGCUUUCCAAAGCAGCCAUGGAUGGGAGCUUUCUGCUGAGGGGCAGUGAAUCUAUUCCGGGAGCGUACGCCCUCUGCGUGCUUUUUCAGAACUGUGUGUACACCUACAGAAUCCUUCCCAAUGAAGAACGCAAGCUCUCUGUUCAGGCUUCGGAGGGGGUGCCGAUUCGGUUCUUCUCAGUCAUUGGUGAUCUGGUGGAGUAUUACUCCAAAGAGAAUAUGGGGCUAGUGACAAACCUGCAGUUCGCAGUGCCGAAUGAGGAGGAACGGGCAGAAGAACCAGAGGAUGAGCCAGAGCCAAUAAACAUCCCUCCUCAACUCCCACCUCGGAACUUUACCACGGCUAUUUCAGUCACUGAAGGGAGAGAGGUUUCCAGCGAAGCUGCGAAAGGCACAGAGAUUGUGCGAUCAUCCCUUUCGGACACUUUCCUGCAGAGACUACAGAACUUUGACACCAGCAACCUAUCAGAGGAGCAUCUUAAGUCCAUCCAGGAGUACUUCUGGGUUAACAUUAACACUGAUGCUGAGCAAGUACUGAGUGGCAACUUUAACCUGCCACUGCUGAAAAAACUGAUCAUGGGACUCUGCAAGAACUUGAACAGUGAGAUUUCCCGCACGAUGCCCACACUGGAGUGCCUCCAGAAAGUGAUGGAUCAGCAGCUCUCUCCUGGGGGAGGACGACUUAAAAACCAGAUUUCUACUGAUGCAAGCCUGGGUUCCAUCUGUUCCAAGGUGGGGGAGUUGCACAGCUUGCUACUGGCUAUAGAAGACAAGACAAGGAGUGCUGUAUUUGAGUCUGUUGGCUAUGAUGGAGGCCAUCGAAAUUCAAUGAUUCCUCCAGUCACCUUCGAGGUGAAAGUGGAUUCACUGGGGCUUACAGGAAAAUUACAGCUGAAGGUUGACGUGGAGACUGGGAAAGUCAUUGUCAAAAAAUCCAAAGAUGGGCCGGAGGACAAAUUCUACACGCACAAUAAAAUCUUGCAGCUGAUUAAGUCCCAGAAGGUCCCCAAUAAGCUGAUGAUUACAGUGGAAACAGAAAAGGAGAAAACACAGAAAAAGGAUUAUAUCUUUGCAGAUUCCAAGAAGCGGGAAGGGUUCUGCCAGCUCCUUCAGCAGAUGAAAAACAAACAUUCAGACAAAUCAGAGCCUGAUAUGAUCACCAUCUUCAUAGGCACCUGGAAUAUGGGAAACGCCAACCCUCCUUCUCAAAUUAAUUCGUGGUUCCUGUCAAAGGGACAAGGGAAGACCCGUGACGACACUGCUGACUAUAUCCCGCACGACAUCUACGUGAUUGGAACACAGGAGGACCAGCUGGGAGAGAGGGAGUGGAUGGAUAUUUUAAAAAGCACUCUAAAGAAUAUCACCAACAUCCCCUUCAAACCGAUAGCUAUCCAUACCCUCUGGAAUAUCCGCAUUGCUGUCCUGGCAAGACCUGAACAUGAGAACCGAAUCAGCCAUGUGUGCCAGAGCAGUGUGAAGACGGGCAUCGCCAAUGCACUCGGUAACAAAGGGGCAGUGGGCGUAUCCUUCAUGUUCAAUGGGACCUCGUUUGGAUUUGUUAACAGUCACCUGACCUCUGGCAGUGAGAAGAAGAUCAGACGAAACCAGAACUACAUGAGUAUUCUGCGCUUCCUAAACCUCGGCGAUAAGAAGCUGAAUCCUUUUGACAUCACCCAUCGAUUCACUCACCUCUUCUGGCUGGGAGAUCUGAACUAUCGCAUUGAAAUGCCCUCCACGGAAGCUGAGAACAUCGUGACAACGAUCAAACAGCAGCAGCACCAGGACCUUCUGUGCAAGGACCAGCUCACCAUAGAGAGGGCUGACAGGAAGGUCUUCCUCUACUUUGAGGAAGAAGACAUCACAUUUGCUCCCACAUAUCGCUAUGAGCGACAUACUCAUGAAAGAUAUGUCUAUACCAAGGCCAAGGCCACUGGGACAAAGUACAACCUUCCUUCUUGGUGUGACCGGGUGCUCUGGAAGUCCUAUCCCAUGGUGCAUGUGGUUUGUCAGUCUUACGGAUGUACCUCUGACAUCAUGACCAGCGAUCACUGCCCAGUCUUUGCUACAUUUGAGGUUGGGGUUACGUCACAGUUUGUCUCCAAAAAUGAUCCCGACAACACAGACGCUCCGGGUGGGAUCAAGUUUAUGAAUUGCGUAGCGAUUCUCAAGACUAAGUCCAAGACCAGAUUCUUCAUUGAAUUCCACUCUAGCUGUUUGGAGAAUUUUGUAAAGAGCACCGAGGGGGAGAACAAGGAACAUCAGGAGGGGUCACUAAAGGUGCGAUUCGGAGCACCCUCGGAGCUGACUCCAAUCAUUUCUGACCCAGAGUACUUGCUGGACCAGCACAUCCUGAUCAGCGUGAAGUCCACUGACUGCGAUGAGUCCUACGGCGAAGGCUGUGUGGCACUCAGGACUGCUGAAUUCUGCACCACUGAUUUCUCCAUCCCCCUGACCCACCAUGGGGAACAUACCGGGGACUUCAACGGGACCAUCCAGCUGCGCACCUCCAAGGGCAAGCAGAGAGAGAAGCUCUACGACUUCGUGAAGAUUGAGAGGGACGAUGCUGCAGUGCAGAAGCUGGGGACUGUGAUGCGUGAAUCAACAUGGGGCCCUGAUCAUGGAGCUGUGAAGUUACCUCACUUGUCUCCGACAGACAUCAGCAACCCCAGUUACAUGGGGGUUGGUCUGAAAGCAGGUGGUUCUCCAGACCUGCAGCCCCCUGGUUCCUGGAACUACGACCAGCCACCCAAACAGAGCCCCCCAGGCACAGGUGGGCACAGCGACCCCCCCCCACCCUCCCGAUCCCCGCUGUCUCCCAAGAAGACUGGUCAGACGGUGCCGAGCCACAGUCAAACAGGAAAACCUGGAGAGCACUUCUCUCAGCAAUCUGUCCAGACUCCAGAUGAUGGGAAGCCGCCUGAGAUGUUUGACAACCCCCUGUACGGCUCGAUGGGGCAUAAGCAGAAAGCACGCGACCGGAAGGAUCAGGAUGCCCCCUGGGCCAACCGCAAGGUGCUGGCCAUCCCUGAUGCCCACUUCUCCUUCCCCAAGAACCAAGAAGAGCCCCCAUUCCCAACCCCCCGCAUCCGCUCCUUCACAUGCUCAGAGACCAAGGGAGCCACCCCCUCCACCCUCCAGCCCCCCUGCAUCGCCAAGAAGCCAGUGGUCCCAUCCCGCUCAGAUGUGGGCAUGUUGACCACCCCCCGGCCUCCCCUGCCAGCCAAGAGUCGAGCAGGGCCAGCGGAAUCCCCACUUACCAAACCGAGGGACUACCGGGACAGCUCAGAGUUUCCAAAUAAUAAAGGCAAGCCACGUGGGAUAGAUGGCCCUCCAAUGAGACCAAGCCAGCCUGUCAGCAAAGAAGUGAACCAGGAGCCAGUCCCAGGUGCCAAGAAGGGGCGUCCUGUUAGAUGAGCUGCUGAUUCUUCGCUCCUGUUGGAAUAAGAGGGCUAGCUGCUUUCCCUCUCCCCAUGAACAGGGUAUUAAACUGGGCAGUGCCCCACAGAUCGCUCUUGCACAGUAGUGUACGGGGACUUGAAUUGACUGAGGAAUGUCUGCAGUGUGUCCUUCCAUUGAGAGCACAAGCCAAACCCAAGCGACUGCAAUGCUUGUAUGCUCACAGACAUCCGCUUUGGAUUUGAAAGGAACAGAAGAUCCAUUUUUAGUAUUAUUGUCAAGGAGCAGGGGUUGAAACUAGCAUGAGUCCAUAAGCUCAGGGUUACUGACAUUUUAAAGCAGAUAAGUGUUACUGAACAUGCUGUGGAGUUUAAAAUCAUAUGAUACCCUUUUCAACCUAACCCCAAUUAUUUUGAUAUUUUCAUUAACAAAAUCAUAAAUCAGUGUUGACCACUUAUUUCCUUGUGAUAUUAGAUGUAUGAAUAAGCCUGAAACAUCACUGAAUCUGCUGGGCCACCCAGACAUAAUCAGAAAUAUUCAUAGCAGCUAGCAAGUUAGUUAUUUUAAUUGGGAGUGUGAACCAGUUUCUCAAUACGCAUGAUAACAUACGUAGCUUAGCUGCGUACUUCUUUUUAAAUCAAGCACCUCUCAAUGAUAAUAAAUCACUCACCUUUUUGAAGAACGCAUUUCUUUAUGUGCUGACUUGAAUUCUGCAUUGAAACACCAUGAAACCUGUUAAUCUCUGCCCAUUGUACCCCUACCUACUCAACCAGCCACUGUUUAAAUACACAAUCAACAGCUUUCAUGACUUUUCAAUGAAGAACCCAUGUCAGCGCAAAACAAAUGUAUGUAUGUAUGUAUGUAUGUUUGUAUGUAUCUCUCUCUCUCUCUCUCUCUCUCUCUCUCUCUCUCUCUCUCUCUCUCUCUCUCUCUCUCUCUCUCUCUCUCUCUCUCUCUCUUCUAUAUACAUAGAACUGGCUGGCUGCUACCAGUGUUUCUGACUGAAGUCUGGGUGACAGAUUAUAUCCAUAGGUAAUAUGUUUUAUCAUAAACUCUAUAGCAUGUUCAGUUGUGCUUUAACAUUGUCGCCCUGUUUCUGGGAGUCAUUAUACUUGAAAUUACUUUUAAAAGGGAUAAACAACCAUUAUUUUACUGAUCUGUUUGACUACUGUUUUUACAGAGAAUAUUUUAUGAUGUAAUUUGCAGCUUCUUGAGACAAAAUAUAGUUUCAACCCGGCACCAGAGUGAUUUAUUGAGCGCCUGUAAAUAUUUCAGUUAGCCAAGACAAAUGUUUUAAAUGAUUUCAAUUAAAAUAGUUUGGGUAACGGUAUUAAGUUACACUGUAAGUUUGAAAUCUGUAUAGCACUGUUUUUUCUUUGAAGUAUGUCCAGUAUUGUGGCUCCACGGCUUCCCUCUCUUUUUCGCCACACUGCUUGGAUAGAGUUCACCAACACUGUCUGGUAAAAUGGUGAAUAGGGGGACUAGGUAGGGACAGUUUGGAAGGUUUUUUAACUUCGAUUGCAUUUUGGUGCCUUUUGCCUGUGUCAGAGUGCAAUGUGAGUCAAAAAGCCUGAACUUUCCCGUGAACUGGCGAGGAAAGGAAUCUAAAUGAUGCUGGUGGCGAAGGUAAUUAUCAGCCAAAAUAAAAUUAAAAUAAAAAGUAUGUGAAAUGCUUAUAUUGUCAUUAAGGCUAUUGUUUAGAUUGAUGUGCACAAAUAAUUGGCUUUUUUAUUGUAUACAUUUCUAUAUAUUUUUUUAAAAUGUUACUUUGUUUAUGUUAUAUGUCUUUGUGUUAUGCUGUAUGUUUUUGCCUUCAAGGGUAAUAAUGGAUUAAACAUGUUUGACGAGAUCACUGUGGCCCCAAACCACAGAGUAUGCAGCAAAUACUGAAUUCUUGUUGGCCACUCUGUAUAACAUCACUCAUCUUUUAACAACAGCAGUUACCUGUGAGACACACAGGACUUAACCUCCUUCACAGUAACCCUUGAGCUGAAUGUAUUGUAGUAGCCCAGCUACAAAGUCUGUCAGGGUGGAAAGUUACCAUCUUGACAUAUCAUCAUGAGUAAUCAAGUGCUGUAUCAUGAGAUUUCCAUAUACUUUUAAUAUAUAUAUAUAUAUAUAUAUAUAUAUAUAUAUAUAUAUAUAUAUAAUAACACACACAGGCCUUAAUAUUGGUUUCACUCUCCGUCUUCUCUUCUGUUUUUUUCAAUUUCUUCCCUCCACUCCAAUUUCUCAGUCUAUUCUUUGAAGCACUUUGAUUGCAGCGAUGGAAUCUCUGCUCCAAAGCUGCAGAGCUUAUGGUACGAAGUAGGGAAUCAUAAACAUGGAGUCUGUGUUGUUUUUCAGGCUUUAACACUAUAACACGAACUAUGCUUAUAUUUCAAAAUGAGUCCUACUUUUUCAAAAAGUAUAUUUGCCGGGACACGAAAAAGGGGCAUCAGAAAAAUAACUUUGAAAUACAUCUUCACCAAGUUUUGCAAUCCUAUAAAUACGAAAAUUAGUAAACCGUCUAACUGCAGGAUACUAACCUUCAUAUAUCUAAAUAAUUACCCAGUGAGAGGGUAAUAUUUCAGUAUUUUAAACUUGAAUUUUUGCUUGUCUGCUAACAAAUCUUUUUUGCUGUUUGGUGUCUUUGACAUUACAUUUAAAGUUCCUACUUACCAGUCUAAGAGUUAUGUGUGAUCUAUUAGUCUCAUUAUUUUUCUUAUAAAUAAUUGGAAUCUGUGUAUGCGCAAUGAUUUUCAAACUCAUUCCUUGUGCUGCUUACCAGCACACAAGAAAUGUUAAACAACCUCUGAAUUAGACUGGAACGAUUUAGAGAAAUGAUGUGGCAUAGAAUGUAGCUUGAAUAUGUCUCUCCUUGAAGCAGAGCAUGGCAGGAUUCGCCUCAGACCCUCUUAUCUGUGAGGACAUUAUUUGAUAAUGCUUGCUGCUUGUCUCCAGCUCUUUUGUCAAUACAGUGCUGGCAAUUAUCCAUAGCAACAGGUAACCUCACUUCCUGUGAGAAAACCAGACAGACUAUCAUAUUGCUGGAUCCUGGAAAGGGUUCAAAUUUAAAAUUCGAGAAGCUGUCUUUGACAAGUUCUGAUGAAGGAAAUAUAGUAUCUAAUUUUGUGUUGCAGAUGCUAAAAGCAUAGAACAAGGCGAUACUGGCUGCAUUUACCUGCAUUUCAACCUUUCAGUGUUUUUGAAUGUAUUUUUUUUUUUCGUCUCCCGAACAGUGGCAUUGUUCGGGAGAGCUGUAGUAUGUUUUUUUUUAGUUUUUUUUUACUUGUUUUCUUGUGUGUUUGAUAAUUGAAUGUGCUUUGUUUGAAAAAACAUAAACACCUGUAUAUCAUAUAGUACACAAUAAAAUAGAAUUUGCUUCUA
Messenger RNA from Acipenser ruthenus (sterlet), 6934 nucleotides. RefSeq names its product inositol polyphosphate-5-phosphatase D (gene inpp5d). Lineage: Eukaryota; Metazoa; Chordata; Actinopteri; Acipenseriformes; Acipenseridae. The transcript is spliced from 27 exons. Gene Ontology annotation, biological process: phosphatidylinositol dephosphorylation. Gene Ontology annotation, molecular function: phosphatase activity. The coding region runs from base 113 to 3583 and encodes 1156 amino acids. The record is from RefSeq and is a predicted model, not a curated record.